Messenger RNA from Babesia bigemina, 1353 nucleotides. RefSeq lists its product as hypothetical. The transcript has a single exon. Bases 1 to 1353 code for a protein of 450 amino acids. Lineage: Eukaryota; Apicomplexa; Aconoidasida; Piroplasmida; Babesiidae. The record is from RefSeq and is a predicted model, not a curated record.
AUGAGCCCAGCCUGCGGCUUGUUGCUCAUCUUUCUGACGCUGCAGAUUACCGAUGCCCGACGUACGCUGAGGGACCAUGGACUUGCAGGCUCGUUCAGGCAUGGUACAUCACCAUGGAACGCGCGUGGAAGCCUGGGCGGAGCUCCGAAUGCACCCAUCACAGCGUUCGUCGGCCCCUCGGGUGGGCGCUUGGAGUCAUUCAACAGCAGGCUGCGCAAUUCAAGCAACAGGCUGCAGCCCAUAAAGGCGAUAUCGCGCACGGGAGUAUGCGUGCCUGAGGAUGUAGGUCUCUAUGGACGGACUGUGGUGGCGUACGAAUGCCUGUACUCCAAAGACGGCAGGACGCAGACGGGCGACGAGUGGGAACGAGAACAGAUAGAGGCAGCGAAUGCCCAAGCACCGAAGAAGUUGAAAAAGCCUAAGAAGGAGAAGCUUAGCAAGAGUACGGAUGAAACUGCUGCCGAACCGUACAAGCGCUUCAUAUUCCCACCGCCUUACAACACCACUGGGAUGCUGCUGAGGGAAGGCGAACCGUAUCUGGUGCUCUCCACGUGGCUCCCGGGCGUUGAUAAAGAUGAUAUAUUCGUUGCCAUAGACUACGAUUCGUCGAAUGGGUACGUGCCAAAGCGCUACGCGAGGGAGAACCUUCACCAACUCCAUCUCACGGAAACGGCGCACAAGUAUUACGAGUCCAUCGAGGGUGUGCCUAGGGGCUUCGAACAGCACGAAAGGUCAUACAACAGCACUUAUAACGACCUUUUCAACCGCGUGGUGGAGAAUAAUGAGGAUAUGAACCACUUCGCGUUUUACUCGAAGGCCAAGGACCGGCCGCCGAUGAUCAUCAUCAACGCACCCAAAAACACGGUGGUGAAACAGUUCGAAUUCAACACAUUCGGGCGGAAGAGGGACCCCAACCACCCCAACAGGGCCAAGAAGUCGGGGCUGACGGGGGACCCUAUACCGGACAGGAUACAGCGUGCGUAUAGGCCGUUUUCGUACAUCGACCUGCGAAGCGUGCAGUGUAAUAUGAGUGACGCCACCCUACAAAUUAGGGCCAAACUAACACACGUGCCGCCGCCUCCAGACAUGAAGAAGAUUUUUCAACUGAGCAUCGGCCAUGGUGAAGUUUGCCCGCCACGGAUGUUUCCGGUUGAACAGGUUCACGGCUGGAUGUACAACUGGCACCACUUCCCCAAGUACGAUCUGGAAUACGAUAUGUCGAAGCUGCAACCGCCAGAGCCGGAUCCCGAAAUGGAAGCAUGCAUGGAAAUGCCUGACGACGAUCCCAUGACCAAGCGUGAGGCUCUCCGGCUAAUGCGGGAGUACGACGAAUGGAACAAGAAAAACUUAUAA